UGACGAUGAAGGUCCUCGUAUCGCUCUGCACUUUUUUGGCCUUCGGGGUGUCGACUCCAUCUCCGAUUCAGAGGCAGGACAAGAGAGCUGCUACACCGGCUUAUACUUCCUACACCAUUGACCAGCCGAUUGACCACUUUCCCGAGUCCGACCGUUAUGUGCCACACACGAAUGAUACUUUCAAGCAGCGAUAUGUUUUCGACUCUUCAUACUACAAGCCGGGAGGUCCGGUCUUCUUGUACAUUGGAGGAGAGACCAGCGUGGAAAGUCGAUUUUCGAACUUGCAAACUGGGAUCAUCCAGAUCUUGAUGGAGAAGUUCAACGGGAUUGGUGUCAUCCUGGAGAAUCGCUAUUAUGGCAAAAGCUAUCCUUACAAAACCAGUACGACUGAUGAGUUGAGGUUCCUGACGACUGAGCAAACCAUCGCCGACAACGCCUAUUUCAGACAGCAUGCAACUUUCCCCGGGGUCAAUGAGAGCCUCAGCGGACCUGAUGUACCCUGGAUCAUGUACGGUGGUUCGCUCGCCGGCGCACACACUGCGUUCACUAUGAAGACAUACAACUCGAUAUUCGCUGGCGGAAUCGGCAGCAGCGCCACGACGCAAGCUCUACUGAACUAUCCCCAAUGGUAUUCGCCCAUAAUCCAGUAUGGCCCGGCAGAUUGUAUCUCCAGGAUCGUGAAUAUCAUUGACAAGAUUGAUGCACUCAUCUCAUCGAACAGCACGGAAGGUAUCCAGCAACUAAAAGAGGUCUUCGGACUCGGUGCCUUAGAAGACUUACGCGACUUUGCCAUGACCAUCGCAUUUCCGAUAGGUGGCCCAAUGAACUAUCCAACGAAUACGUGGCAAGAGCUAAAUUGGAAUCCACAGUACGGCUCACAGGACUUUUGGCACUUCUGCUCAAACGUCACGAAUCUCAAUCCACCAAAUAAUGUCAGCAGUGUCGAUACUGCGUUGACAAAGUACUCUAGUGGUGAAGCUUGGGCUAGGUCUGGGUGGAUACGCAGACUACAUCAAGAAGACACUUUUACCAAACUGCGAGAGCGGCAGAAUCGACAGUACAGAUGAAGGCUGCU
Messenger RNA from Parastagonospora nodorum SN15, 1075 nucleotides. RefSeq lists its product as hypothetical. Gene Ontology annotation, biological process: proteolysis. NCBI's taxonomy places the organism in Eukaryota, Fungi, Ascomycota, Dothideomycetes, Pleosporales, Phaeosphaeriaceae. Gene Ontology annotation, molecular function: serine-type exopeptidase activity; dipeptidyl-peptidase activity. Bases 6 to 1067 code for a protein of 353 amino acids. The record is from RefSeq and is a predicted model, not a curated record. The transcript is spliced from 4 exons.